Messenger RNA from Carassius auratus (goldfish), 1208 nucleotides. RefSeq names its product protein lifeguard 4-like. Lineage: Eukaryota; Metazoa; Chordata; Actinopteri; Cypriniformes; Cyprinidae. The transcript is spliced from 7 exons. Gene Ontology annotation, biological process: negative regulation of apoptotic process. The record is from RefSeq and is a predicted model, not a curated record. Gene Ontology annotation, cellular component: membrane. The coding region runs from base 466 to 1014 and encodes 182 amino acids.
AUACAAUUUCAGAAAAAUUUUAUUUUACAUUUUAAUUUUUCAUGUAACAUUUUUCCGUUAGCCUGUAAUAGCUGAUACGGCGUAAAAGGAAACACAAGGAUUGGAAAUAGAAAAUGAGGCACCACUAUGUGCCUCAUGAAAGAAAUCCCCUGAAUGCGAGAAGCCAUAAGGUUACUCAGAAACUCCUGGGAAUGGAUACAAGGGAUGCAGGAGACAGCGUACUUCCAAAUGAAUUAUGUAGCCAUGUCCCUGAGGCUGGCUCCACAUAGGCUUUAAUGAAAUGCUGUGCUUCCACAUUAGGCUCCUGAGGGAAAGCAACGGGCAGUGGUGCAUUUUGUUAAGCAUGCCCAGGAGAGACUAUGAGCAACUCAUACAGCCACUCUGAAUCCCACAGAUUUCCUCCGCAAGGUCUACACAAUCCUGUCAUUGCAGAUUAUCAUCACGACUGCUGUAUCUGCCCUUUUCAUGCUCUGUAACCCUGUUAAAAACUUUGUGCACGAGAGUCCCUCUCUGGUGUUGAUAUCUGCUAUCGGGUCCCUUAUCCUGCUUCUUGCCUUGGCUGUGUACCGUCACCAGCACCCCAUUAAUCUUUAUUUGCUCUUUGGGUUUACUUUGCUGGAGUCUCUGUCUGUAGCCACUGCGGUGACAUUUUAUGAGUACACCAUAGUGCUCCAGGCCUUUGUGCUCACUUCUGCCGUGUUCCUGGGUCUCACUGCCUACACUUUUCAGUCUAAAAGAGACUUCAGCAAGCUCGGAGCCAGUCUGUUUGCUGGCCUGUGGAUCUUGAUCAUUGCGAGCUUUAUGAGGCUUUUCUUCUACAAUGACACGAUGGAGUUGGUCUUCGCUGGGGCUGGAGCUCUGCUGUUCUGCGGGUUCAUUAUUUUCGAUACUCACCUGCUGAUGCAUAAGCUUUCACCGGAGGAGCACGUCCUGGCAUCCAUCAACCUGUACCUGGACAUAGUCAACCUGUUCAUCUACAUCCUGCGCAUCCUCGACUCCAUGAAGAAACACUGAAUGUUGUGAUGCUCUUCUUCACUUUUAGAGGUGAAAGUAAUAUUCUUUAAUUUAAUAGACUCCGUGUACAAUAAUCUAAUAAAAAUGUUAAUUAAUAUCCAAAUGAAGAAUUGUAGAUGCCUGCAAAAAAAAACUUUGUGGACCACAUAAUAUAUAAUAUUUAUUUGAAUAAAAUAAAUGCACUGAAUAGAAGA